ACAGCGUCGGCUCACUCCUCCCUAUCUUUCUCGAUUAGAUCGCAGCAUUCGUGUUUGUUUCACCGUACGGUACUCACCCGCACACAUUAUUGCAGAAACCAUAGCCUGCAAACCCGGCAGCAGCUUCUCUGCUCCGCCCGCUGAUUCAUCGCAGGAUAUAAGGCAAUAGAUGGCACCGAUUCUGAGCUCGGAAUCAGCGGUGACCGUCGACGUGCACGCCGCGAAAGGCUUCGUGGACUCCGGCCACAAGUACUUGGACGUCAGGACGGCUGAGGAAUUCAAGAAGGGGCAUCCAUGGAACGCCCUAAACGUUCCUUAUGUGUUCUUCACCCCACAAGGGAGGGAGAAGAACCCUGAGUUUUUGGGACAAGUGUCCUCGAUCUGCGACAAGGAUGAUCACAUAGUCGUGGGAUGUCAAAGUGGAGUGCGAUCUCUGCAAGCUACAGAGGAACUUAUCAAAGCUGGUUUCAAGCAUGUAAAGAAUAUGGGAGGGGGUUAUGUUGCCUGGUUGGAGAAUGGGUUCCUCGUGAAGGCUCUUCAAGAAGAGUUGUAGUUGCUCUGUCAAUUUAAACAUUCUCUGUAUGUAAGUGAUGUGAUCUGAAAAAUGGUGUUGUAUUAUAAAUCACAAUACGUUAAAAUGUAGUAACGAAACCAAUAACUAUGAGUUGGAUGAGAUUGUUCUUUUGUGAA
This is a messenger RNA of Musa acuminata AAA Group (dessert banana), 690 nucleotides long. RefSeq names its product rhodanese-like domain-containing protein 17. NCBI's taxonomy places the organism in Eukaryota, Viridiplantae, Streptophyta, Magnoliopsida, Zingiberales, Musaceae. The coding region runs from base 170 to 553 and encodes 127 amino acids. The transcript has 6 exons. The record is from RefSeq and is a predicted model, not a curated record. Gene Ontology annotation, molecular function: catalytic activity.